AUGUGGUACAAUCGCAUUAGCGAGUAUUUGCUAAAGGAACGGUACAAAAAUGACUCUAUUUGCCCCUAUAUUUUUAUUAAGAGGUCUGGAUCUGAAUUUGUCAUCAUAGUUGUGUAUGUUGAUGACUUGAAUAUCAUUGGCACUUGUAAAGAGCUUUCAAAGGUUGUAGAGUGUUUGAAGAAAGAAUUUGAAAUGAAAGAUCUUGGUAAGACAAAAUUUUGUCUUAGCCUACAAAUUGAGCAUGUAACAAAUGGAAUUUUUGUCCAUCAACCAACAUAUAUUGAAAAGAUUUUAAAGCAAUUUUAUAUGGAUAGCACAUCCAUUGAGUAUCCGAUGGUUGUGAGAUCACUUGACCUAAAUAAAGAUCCAUUUCGACCUCAAGUAAAUGAUAAAGAGCUCGUUGAUGAUGAAACUCCAUAUCUUAAUGCAAUUGGGCACUGA
Molecule: messenger RNA, 441 nt
Organism: Nicotiana attenuata
Lineage: Eukaryota; Viridiplantae; Streptophyta; Magnoliopsida; Solanales; Solanaceae
Exons: 1
Coding region: 1-441 (146 amino acids)
Source: RefSeq, a predicted model, not a curated record